AUGGUCAAGUCACGCGCAGGCAGAGGCAUGCUCCUCACAUCCAAUCUCCCGCAGCUUCAGAAUCUCAUCAAGCGCGAUCCCAAAGGGUACAAGGAAGAAUUCCUCACGCAAUACAACCAUUACCUCUCGCUCCUCCGCCUCAACUCGGUAGCUGCGGCCGGUACAGCUUCUUCGUCCACUGGUGCAGAGAAGGACAAGUCGAACGACCUCUUUGCCGAUUUGGUGACCUUCAUCAGUCAGGUCGCGCAGUGUUAUCCGGAGGAGACGAAGGAUUUCCCGGCGCAGCUUAAGGGGCUGCUGCUGGGCCAGAAUGGGUCGACGAUGGUUAAGGGAGAUCUGAGAAAGACGGCCGUGAAGAAUUUGGUCAUGCUGCGGAACAAGGAGGUCAUCGACUCUAUCGAACUCCUCCAGACACUGCUUCCCCUUCUUCCUCAUGUACCCUCCUCUCUCCGCUCCAUCAUCCGCCAGACCAUCCUCACCGACCUCAAAACGUCCAACGCCAAGACCAAGAACCAUCGUCUCAACCGCGUCGUCCAGUCGCUCCUUUUCGGUAUGGUCGAGUCGGGCAUGCACAAUGAAGUGGUUGGCGACAAGGGCAAAGGGAAGGGCAAGAACGGGAGCAAGGAGAAGGGCGGGGAGGCGAUGUGGGCGGUCAUGAUGGUCAAGGAGUUGUGGAAGAAGGGUGUCUGGGCAGACGCUAAGACGGUCUCGAUCGUCUCGCUCGCGGUAUUCCACCCAAAUACCAAGGUUCAAGCCGCGGCGAUCCACUUCUUCCUCGGGUCGGAGAACGAUGAGGAGGCGGAAGAAGAAGAGGAGGAUGAGGUGAGGGAGGCGAGGAAGGAUGUCAAGAAGAUGCAGCAUAGUCUGGAUGUGGGCAAGUCGGGGCGGAAGAAGGAGAAGCUGUUGAAGCUGUCCAAGCGGGAGGCGAACAAGAAACGCUCCAAGAAGCAAGCUGGUCUAGGCGUACAACCCAACUUCCCCGCUCUCGAGUUGUUGCACGACCCCCAAACGUUUGGCGAAAAGCUUUACGACAACCUGCACAAACACGACAAGAUCUUCUCGCUCGACCACAAGAUUCUCAUCAUGCAGCUACUAUCUCGGGUCAUGGGCGCUCACAAGCUUUGCAUCCUCGGCUUCUACAGCUACAUCAUCAAAUACUUGACCUACCACCAACUCCAAGUCACCCUCAUUCUCGUCUCCCUCGCUCAAUCCGUACACGAUCUCACCCCUCCCGACGUCCUCACCCCCGUCGUCCGCAAGCUCGCACAAGAGUUCGUCCAUCCCGGUGUUGGCGCCGAGGUUAUCGCGGCGGGUAUCAACGCCAUCCGCGAGAUCUGCCGGAGGCAACCAUGGUGUAUGGAGGAAGACCUCCUGAGCGACCUUAUCGACUACCGGAAGUCCAAAGACAAGGGCGUCGUCACUGCCUCCCGGGGUCUGCUGCAGCUCUUCCGGGAGGUCAACCCGGGAUUGCUCAAGAAGCGGGAGCGAGGAAAGACCGCUACGAUGGGCACCGGCGUCACCCAGGUUCCGGAAUACGGUCAUACCCGUCAAAAGGCCGAGGCGAUCGACGGUCUCGACCUCCUCGAGGAUCACUUUGCGGCGAUGCGCAAAGAGGCGAACGGGGGAGUCAGCGAUGACGAGCAGAUGGGGGCGGAUCAGGACGAUGAGGCGGGUUGGGACAAUUGGGAUGUCGACAGCGAUGCUGACAGCGAGUCGAGCGGGUGGCAUGAUGUCUCUGAUGACGAGGGGGAUCUGCAGCUGUCGGACAGCGAAGAUGAGGGACCGAGAAAGGACAGGCAAAAGCGGAAGCUCGAUGCCGAGGAGCACGAGGAGGCGCCGGAGAAGAAGAAGGGGAAGCGGGCUAUCCGGAAAGAGGAGGAAGCGGAGAAGCGGGGAGAAGGCAAGAAGCCCGAAGCGGACGCCGGUGUCGACAUGGACGACAAUGACGAUUCCAAGUCGGUCGUCUCGGUCGCUCCUAGCAUGGCGACCGAGGCCUCGGUCGUCACCAAGAAGCUCUCCCUCCUCGCCCAACAAAAGAUCCUCACCCCGGCCGACUUUGUCCUCCUCAACGAACUCCGCCUCAAGGCCGCGCAGGAUCUCGUCAAAUCUGGCGGUGGCUCGGGUGCCAAGCGGAAGCUGGCAGCGCUCGAGGCGUCCAAGCGGCACGUAGGGGAGGACGAGGCCGACCGGUUCUUGACGGAGAAUGAGAUCUUGGGGCCACGGAAGAAGACCAAGGCGGAUUAUGAGGAGCGGAUGGAGAGUAUCAAGAAGGGUCGGGAGGGGAGGGAGAAGUUUGGAAGCUCCAAGGGGAAGAAGACUAAGGAGGUUAAGAGUAGUAGUACGAAUAGGGAGAAGUUGAGGAGCAAGCCAUUGAUGAUGGCUGUACAGUCGAACCGGAUCAGAGGCAAGAAGACAGCCAGUCUUCGUGACAAACAAAUCAAACUGCGAGCUUCUCAAGAAAAGCAGCGCAAGAGUCAGUUCUAG
Molecule: messenger RNA, 2484 nt
Organism: Dioszegia hungarica
Lineage: Eukaryota; Fungi; Basidiomycota; Tremellomycetes; Tremellales; Bulleribasidiaceae
Product: cell cycle-related protein
Exons: 6
Coding region: 1-2484 (827 amino acids)
Biological process (GO): ribosomal large subunit biogenesis; ribosomal large subunit export from nucleus
Cellular component (GO): nucleolus
Source: RefSeq, a predicted model, not a curated record